AUGGAAAAUAGGAAUAAUGUGACAGAAUUCAUUCUUUUAGGUCUUAUAAACAGCCCUGACAUUCAGAAAAUACUUUUUGUUCUAUUCUUAAUCACUUAUAUUGUCACUGUGGUGGGUAAUGUGCUCAUUGUGAUCACUAUUACUUUCAGCCAGACCCUGAACUCCCCAAUGUACUUCUUCCUCACCUUCUUGUCUUUAAUAGAUGCAUGUUAUUCAACUUCAACUAUCCCCAAAAUGCUUACAGAUUUACUCUCUAAGAGGAAAACAAUUUCCUUUAAUGAAUGCAUGGCCCAGGUUUUUGUAGAACAUUUCUUUGGUGGCUCUGAGAUUGUUAUCCUCAUAAUAAUGGCCUUUGACAGGUAUGUGGCCAUUUGUAAGCCUUUGCACUACACAACCAUAAUGAACCAUCGCCUCUGCUGUUAUUUGGUGGUUCUGGCUUGGACAGUGGGCUUCCUGCACUCUAUAGGACAGAUUUUCAUGAUAGUCUGGCUCCCUUUCUGUGGACCCAAUGCUAUAGACCACUUUAUGUGUGACAUUAUCCCCUUGAUCCAGCUAGCCUGCACAGAAACCUUUUUCAUUGGUCUACUAGUUGCUGCUCAUGGAGGGUUAACAUCUAUGAUUAGUUUUAUUAUCUUAAUGGCAUCCUAUGUUGUUAUCCUUUACUCUCUGAAAAGUUACAGCUUGGCAGGGAGACAAAAGGCCCUCUCCACUUGUAUCUCCCAUAUCACUGUGGUUUUCUUGUUCUUUGUCCCCUGCACUUUCAUGUAUCUGCGGCCUCUGACUACCUUCUCAAUGGACAAAACUGUAGCAAUAUUUUAUACUAUGAUAACUCCCAUGUUAAACCCCUUCAUCUACACAGUGAGGAAUUCAGAGGUGAAAAAUGCUAUGAGAAAGUUAUGGAAUAGAAAAGUGACUUCAGAACAUAAAUGA
This is a messenger RNA of Gracilinanus agilis (Agile Gracile Mouse Opossum), 930 nucleotides long. Its product is annotated as olfactory receptor 4C12-like. The coding region runs from base 1 to 930 and encodes 309 amino acids. The transcript has a single exon. Lineage: Eukaryota; Metazoa; Chordata; Mammalia; Didelphimorphia; Didelphidae. Gene Ontology annotation, cellular component: membrane. Gene Ontology annotation, molecular function: olfactory receptor activity; G protein-coupled receptor activity. Gene Ontology annotation, biological process: G protein-coupled receptor signaling pathway. The record is from RefSeq and is a predicted model, not a curated record.